AAAACUUAAGAAAAGCAUAAAAAAAGGUCAUAUUCAUAUUGUAAAACCCUAAACCCUAAAUUUUAUUGAACUAAAAACCACAGUUUCUAGACUAUUCUUUGCCCAUAUCAAAUUUCCUCUCAUCCAUCUUUAAAAAUCAUUGCAGUCCACCAGCUUCCUCUGUUCUCUCAUUUGUUCUUGAUAAUUCUAUCUUAUUUUUUCUCUUUCUAUCUCUAUUACCUCAAUCUCAGCCAUGUUCCGCGCAACCGCCGCCAUCGCUAAUCGUGCUCGCACCAACAGCCGCACUAUUGGUGGUAGAUUAAAUUGGAGCAGAAAUUAUGCUGCUAAGGAGGUUAGAUUUGGUGAAGAUGCCCGAAAAUCUAUGCUUGCUGGUAUUGAACAACUUGCUGAUGCUGUUAAAGUCACUAUGGGACCUAGGGGGCGUAAUGUGGUGAUUGAGCAAAGUUUUGGGGCUCCUAAAGUGACAAAAGAUGGUGUAACAGUGGCCAAAAGUAUUGAAUUCAAGGACAAAUUUAGGAAUUUGGGUGCCAGCCUUGUUAAGCAAGUAGCCAAUUCCACUAAUGAUGUUGCUGGGGAUGGAACUACUUGUGCAACAGUUCUUACCAGGGCAAUAUUGAUUGAGGGAGUAAGGUCAGUUGGAGUUGGAAUGAAUGCAAUGGACCUUAGAAGAGGCAUGACUAUGGCAGUUGAUGCUGUGGUGGAUUACUUGAAGAGUAGAGCAAGGAUGAUUAGUACCUCGGAAGAGAUUGCACAGGUGGGUACCAUAUCAGCAAAUGGCGAGAGGGAAAUCGGAGAGUUGAUUGCAAAGGCUAUGGAGAAGGUUGGAAAGGAAGGAGUAAUCACAAUUCAAGAUGGCAAGACAUUGUUUAAUGAACUUGAAGUUGUGGAGGGUAUGAAGCUGGACAGAGGUUACAUUUCUCCUUAUUUUAUCACCAACCAAAAAACCCAAAAAUGUGAAUUGGAUGAUCCACUUAUUUUGAUUCAUGAGAAGAAAAUCACCAGUAUCAAUGCUGUUGUAAAAGCCCUUGAAUUGGCACUGAAGAGACAAAAACCAUUGUUGAUUGUUGCUGAAGAUGUUGACAGCGAGGCCUUGGCAACUCUCAUUUUGAAUAAAAUCCGAGCUGGACUAAAGGUUUGUGCCGUUAAAGCUCCUGGCUUUGGAGACAAUAGGAAAGCCAAUUUGCAGGAUCUUGCAACCCUUACUGGUGGAACGGUUAUUACCGAGGAGCUCGGGAUGAACAUAGAAAAGCUGGAAUAUGAUAUGCUAGGUUCAUGCAAAAAGAUCACUGUCUCAAAGGACGACACGGUGAUUCUUGAUGGUGCGGGUGAUAAAAAAGCCAUUGAAGAAAGAUGUGAACAGAUCAGGUCUAGUAUCGAACUGAGCACUUCAGAUUAUGACAAAGAGAAGCUGGAAGAGAGGCUAGCAAAGCUAUCUGGCGGAGUAGCUGUUUUGAAGAUUGGAGGAGCUAGUGAAGCUGAAGUUGGUGAAAAGAAAGAUAGAGUGACUGAUGCUUUGAAUGCCACUAAAGCUGCUGUUGCGGAAGGUAUUGUACCCGGUGGUGGUGUAGCACUUCUUUAUGCUUCAAAAGAAUUGGACAAGCUACAGACCGCUAACUACGAUCAGAAGAUUGGAGUACAGAUCAUACAGGCAGCAUUGAAGACUCCCGUGCACACAAUUGCUUCAAAUGCUGGUGUGGAGGGAGCUCUUGUAGUUGGCAAACUAUUAGAGCAGGAUGAUCACGAUCUUGGUUUUGAUGCGGCCAAAGGUGAAUACGUAAAUAUGAUCAAAUCUGGAAUCAUCGACCCAUUGAAAGUUAUUAGGACUGCUUUGUCUGAUGCUGCUAGUGUGUCGGCUUUGAUGACUACAACUGAAGCUGUUAUAGUUGAGGCACCCAAAGACGAGGACUCUGCCGGUGCAAUGGGUGGUAUGGGUGGAAUGGGCGGUAUGGGCGGUAUGGGUUACUGAGGACUUAGCUGAAUACGCAGAUAAAACAUAAAUCUCGAUCCUGCCGGGGUGUUUUUUUUUUUUGGUUUCGGAGGAAACUGUAAACAUAGCGAGAGAAUUGUUUGUAGGGCAGGCUAAUGCAAUUGAAGGCCAUAUUUUUAUUGCAUUCGAGAAUCGAAUGAACAUCAAUUUAUUCCAUUGGAUAGCAUGUUUUAAGCCCGGGAUCUGAUUUAUUGCAGUUUCGUUUUUGUAUUUUGCUUCAA
Messenger RNA from Amaranthus tricolor (Joseph's coat), 2208 nucleotides. Its product is annotated as chaperonin CPN60, mitochondrial-like. The transcript has 16 exons. Gene Ontology annotation, cellular component: cytosol; mitochondrion. Gene Ontology annotation, molecular function: ATP binding; ATP-dependent protein folding chaperone. Lineage: Eukaryota; Viridiplantae; Streptophyta; Magnoliopsida; Caryophyllales; Amaranthaceae. Gene Ontology annotation, biological process: protein refolding. The record is from RefSeq and is a predicted model, not a curated record. Bases 233 to 1966 code for a protein of 577 amino acids.